Molecule: messenger RNA, 2358 nt
Organism: Giardia duodenalis
Lineage: Eukaryota; Fornicata; Diplomonadida; Hexamitidae
Product: Nucleoside ribosyltransferase/Purine nucleoside phosphorylase
Exons: 1
Coding region: 1-2358 (785 amino acids)
Biological process (GO): nucleoside metabolic process
Cellular component (GO): cytoplasm
Molecular function (GO): purine-nucleoside phosphorylase activity
Source: RefSeq, a predicted model, not a curated record
AUGCAAUUAACCUAUGAUGUCUUCACAUCCCAUAUGCAUGAGGCAGCAGACUAUAUCAAGAACAUCAUUGGUAAGAAGGUGGACAUAGCCGUAGUCUUGGGCUCUGGUCUUUCUGGGUUUGCCGAUAGGAUGUUUUCCACUGGUUACACUGAGAUAGAUUACGAACGCGUUCCCUUCAUGGCAAAGACCUCUGUUUCAGGCCAUUCUGGCAAGGUUCUAGUGGGGGAAAUGGGAGAUAAGACAAUUUUAUGUUUCAGUGGCCGAUUUCAUAGCUACGAAGGAUACACGCCGCCGACACUGACUAUUUUCCCUUACGUUGCAUGCUACCUUGGAGCACGCAUUUAUAUUGUUACAAAUGCGGCAGGAGGGACAAAGCGGGGCAUGGAAGCAGGGUGUUUGAUGCUAAUUAACGACCAGAUGUCCCUUCUCCGCUGGAACCCUCUUUAUGGGUACGAAUCCUGCCAGCUCCAACAUGAUCCUGACUGCCUUCUGGAGUUAGAGAAUCUCAAAGCGUUGCUGGGUUAUUUAAAGACCCCGGGUCUAUUUCAUUAUCCAAGUAGCAUCCCCAAUGCUAACAUAUAUUCUGCAGAGCUUCGUAGCUUGGUCAGAGAACUAGCAAAAGAUAAGGCCUUCAUUGAUAAGACCAGUAUCAUGCUCAAGGGGCAUAAGCACAUGGUAAAGGUCUAUGAGGGUACUUACGUGCUCAACUCGGGGCCUCACUAUGAAACGCAGAUUGACACGGAGACUAUCAUGUCACUAGGGCCCGGGGCAGUAGGAAUGUCUAGCAUUCCUGAAGCUCUUUGCGCCCGUCUCCUUGGAAUGCACGUCAUUGGUCUCAGCGUGGUAACAAAUCUAGCCGCCGGUCUUUCUAAGGAGACCCUUGAUCAUGCAGAUGUAAAAUUGGUAAGUGAUGCUGUCAGUACAGCUGUUUACGCUUUAAUUGGGGCACUUAUUGCGAGAGUCAACAUCCCCAGACUGCCCCUGCUUUCGAGGUAUACCCCCAAGGUCCGGGAUACACCGAUUGUCCCGGCUACCGAGUCCCUUCCCAGCGCAGAAGACGUUAAAGAGAUUCUAAACGAUGUUCCAGGUCUGAGUAAGCUUCGAUUUUGUCUCUUCAUCUCUUCCCCAAUCUUCUUUGUUAAACCCAUGGAUACUUGUCUGGUUGUUGGUGUGCCUCUCAACCUCUCCCUGCGAAAGAUUGUGGCCGUCUUCGAGGCAUCUAUGGAGUUAGGGAUAAGUGUCUUUCUGAUUUUAGACAGAACCCUUAUGCACCCUGGGCUGGUGCGUCUUGAAAACAUCAUGAAUUUUACCAGCGUUCAUGGUGCCUGCCUUGUCGAAUUGGAAGGCCGAGGACAACCUCUGUUCAACGGCUCUGCAUAUAAAUACUUGUCUUCGCUAGCCAAUAAUACAUUCUUAUUGGUCGUAGAAUCGCUUGAAAACCCUGCUAGUACAUACAUUACUGCGAUGCUAGGUAAGACCACCAUGACUGCAGUGACUAAUGCCUUCCAUUUCGGUCUGGUCGCCGUUGCACGGGCUCUUGGUCUCAAAAAUCUUUUCGUAGGGUCUGCUCAGCAGCUCUUGGAGAUAUGCAGUGAUCCUCGCUUUGUAUCUAUUUUGUCGACGGCCACAAAGGUUUCGAUUACACAUUCCUUGGUUAAAAAGUAUGAGUUUUCACUCUUUGAUAACAUUCAGCAGUUAAAAUAUGAACACGUAGGGCGUGUUGCCAAUGAAAUUAAAACGUAUGUGAUUGCAGAUUUUAAGAACGCUAUUCUGAUUGAUUCUGUUAAGAACCGUGUUGAUCUGUCCAGCUAUCGUCGCCUUUCAGUAUCAAGUCCGUUAGAUAUCUACUUUGAUGUGCGCACGGGCAUUCUUAUCUUCGUAGUUCCAAGUAUAUGCAACAAGGUGUCACUACAAGAAACGACGUUCCCCGCUAGGCUCUGUCAAGUCCUCGGUGUUCAGCGCGUUAUUCUCAUAACUGAUCAGGUGCAAACUAAAGACAUAUAUUGUGCAACUGAUGUGUAUAACGUUUCUUGUGUCAAUGCUCUUCGAGGACACAACGACGAUAGAUGGGGAGCACGCUUCAUAGACGUAAGUGGCAUUUGUAACAAGGGGCUAUCCAUGAACUUGCAGCGUCUGGGUUGUAGGUCCGCUAUAGCCACACUGACUUGCUCUCCACUUUGUGUUCUCACUGUCUUUCCAUAUGCACACAGACAAGGGUUUAUAGUGGUUGCAUCAGGGUGUUUGCUCUCCAUGUUUGAGCUUUCCCAGGCUCGUAUAGUUGCUGGUGCAAUCAUGGGACCUGAUCAGCAACAGCUGUUUAACAUAGCACGGAGGUGUAUCAACGAGAAUACUAUCUAA